Solea senegalensis (Senegalese sole) is the source of this 1417-nucleotide messenger RNA. It is a transcript of the gene glrx3, whose product is annotated as glutaredoxin 3. NCBI's taxonomy places the organism in Eukaryota, Metazoa, Chordata, Actinopteri, Pleuronectiformes, Soleidae. The record is from RefSeq and is a predicted model, not a curated record. The transcript has a single exon. The coding region runs from base 44 to 1021 and encodes 325 amino acids.
GACGUCAAGACAACACCGGAACCACUGUGCAGGGUACAGAAAAAUGGCGAAUCUCGUUGAAGCGACGACCCAACAGCAGUUUGACGAAUUUCUUAAGAAAGCAGGGAAAUGUCUAACAGUGGUGCACUUCCAGGCGGCGUGGGCUCCUCAGUGUGUUCACAUGAACGAGGUAAUGGCGGAGCUGGCCAAGGAGCACACGCAUACAACGUUUGUGAAGCUGGAGGCGGAAGCGGUGCCCGAGGUGUCAGAGAGGUACGGUAUCUCCUCUGUCCCCACGUUCCUUUUCUUCAAAGCGGGGGAGAAGGUGGACAGCUUGGACGGGGCCCAUGCUCCUGAGCUGACCAAGAAGGUGCAGCGUCUGACAGUGAGCGGGAGUCAGGCUGGAGCUGUAGAACUUGGCAGCACAGAUCUGAACCAGCGGCUGAAGAAGCUGAUCAACGCGGCGCCCUGUAUGCUCUUCAUGAAGGGUUCCUCACAGGAGCCUCGCUGCGGUUUCAGCAGGCAGAUCGUUUCCCUGCUCAAGCAACACAACAUCCAGUUCAGCACCUUUGACAUCCUGUCCGACGAAGAAGUUAGACAGGGGCUGAAGACUUACUCCAACUGGCCCACCUUUCCUCAGCUGUAUGUGAAUGGAGAGCUAAUCGGAGGACUGGACAUAGUGAAGGAGCUGGCCGAGUCUGGAGAGCUGGAGAACACCUGCCCGAAAGCCGUCACGCUGGAGCACCGUCUGAAGACCACCAUCAACCAGAGCCCGGUGAUGCUGUUCAUGAAGGGCAACAAAGAGAAUGCGAAAUGUGGCUUCAGCAGACAGAUCCUGGAGAUACUCAACGGCACCGGGGUGGAUUAUGACACCUUUGAUAUUCUGCAGGACGAGGAGGUGCGUCAGGGGCUGAAGACUUACUCUAACUGGCCAACUUACCCCCAGCUCUACGUGAAUGGGGAGCUGAUCGGAGGUUUGGACAUAGUCAAGGAGCUGAAUGGGAGUGGAGACCUGGUAUCAGUUAUGAAGGGGGACUCCUAGUUUCACAGACGGGGCGACAAGAAGCUACAACACAUGCUUAAGUGCCAGGAAGACGAAGAGAAGUUGGGGUUAAUAAUCAAAAUACCCAUGUCCAAGAUAUUGUAGCAUCUGGAUAGCUUUAUCUUCUGUUUCAAAAAUAAAACAGCAGUUAACAAUGGGAUUGGCUUUAUUUAAAUAAACAUUGUCCGUAGAUUCUACAUCUUCAGAUAUGUUGACACCUACCCAUAUUUGGUCCUUUUUUAAAAUUUCUUUGCUUUGCUGUUUGACACUGGAGAAAUAACAGGAACAGCUGACUACUUAGUAUUUACAGCCUUGACUUUAACAUGUUCAUAUUUAGUGAAUGCUGUUGAUUGUUCAUCAGUAAACAGUAAAUGUGAUUAAACUAUACAAACAUUU